Molecule: messenger RNA, 1521 nt
Organism: Morone saxatilis (striped sea-bass)
Lineage: Eukaryota; Metazoa; Chordata; Actinopteri; Moronidae
Gene: glt8d2
Product: glycosyltransferase 8 domain containing 2
Exons: 9
Coding region: 1-1089 (362 amino acids)
Cellular component (GO): Golgi apparatus
Molecular function (GO): glycosyltransferase activity
Source: RefSeq, a predicted model, not a curated record
AUGGCUCUCCUGAGAAAAAUUAACCGGGUCCUCCUGGUACUGCUGGUGUUGAUGGUGUGUCUCCUCCUGCACAGUGCACUGCUCAGAGCCUCCACUCGACCCAAAGUCUCAGAUCGCUGGAAGAGCCUCGGAGGCGCAGCACUAGUUCCUGCUGUGAGAGAGUCAGAGGCGGACAAUGUCGUCCCCGUCAUCAUCUGUGCAUCAGAGGAGCGUGUGGGUGCAACCAUGGCGACCAUCAACAGUGUCCAUAGCAACACUGAUGCCAGUGUGUUCUUCUAUAUUGUUACUCUUCGUGAUGCUGUGAAACUGACGAGGCAGUACAUAGAGAAGACUAAACUGAAAGGCAUCAAGUAUAAGAUAUUGGAAUUUAACCCCAUGGUUUUACGAGGAAAGGUGAAGCCAGAUUCCUCUCGUCCUGAUCUGUUACAUCCACUCAACUUUGUGCGCUUCUACUUGCCUCUGCUUGACAUCAGCCAUAAGAGGGUAAUAUACUUGGACGAUGAUGUCAUUGUUCAGGGUGACAUCAAGGAUCUGUUUAAUAUCAAACUGAAGCCAGGUCAUGCUGCUGCUUUUGCCACUGACUGCGACCUGCCCUCCACUCAUGAGAUGGUGCGCAGCAUCGGCAUGCAGACAACCUAUAUGGGCUUCCUGGACUAUAGGAAACAGGAAGUUAAAGAUCUGGGCAUCCAUCCCAGAGACUGCUCUUUCAACCCUGGAGUGUUUGUGGCAGAUGUCAGCGAAUGGAAGAAACAGAAGAUCACCAAACAGCUGGAGAAAUGGAUGGAGGAGAAUUUCAGGCAGAACAUCUACAGCAGUGCCAUGGCAGGAGGUGUGGCAACUCCACCCAUGCUAAUAGUGUUUCAUGACAAAUAUACAACACUGGACCCACUGUGGCACGUCAGACACCUGGGCUGGAGUCCGGAUGCCCGCUACUCAGAGAGCUACCUACAGGAGGCACGCCUUCUGCACUGGAACGGCCCAUUUAAACCAUGGAAUUACCCUGCUGUUCACUUGGAUCUGUGGGAGAGGUGGUUCAUCCCAGACCCCUCCGGAAGAUUCCUCUUGGUACGACCUGAGAGCGACAGAUGAGGUCUGUGGAACGUACCAUGUCUGAGCCACAGGGGGACCUGAAUGAAGAAUAUGAAGUUCAGGACUUACUUGAACAAAGGUGGAAAUGUACAGUGAAUUUAAAACUGAGGAAUGUUCUUGAAAAUAAAAUGUUGUUGGUCGAGCCAACUAUGUAUGCUAAAUACACAAACUGUGACUCAACUGUUGUCUACAAGUGAGAGAUAACUGUAAAGAUAGGAGAAUAUUACUUGCAGGAAUAUGUUUAAAGUGGAAGUGAAAAACAGACCAAGAACAGUGACGAUAUUUGUGUCUUUGUAAAUUGUUUUAAGCAAGAUUAAAUGUGUUUCUUUGCUAAACUGCAAUACAUUUUCAGAUAAGAUAAUUUCUUAUCUUAACUGGUACUUUCAUGCUUCAAAUAUGGCAUUGAAAUCUUAAGUCAAACAGAAUACAUAA